Lineus longissimus is the source of this 1811-nucleotide messenger RNA. RefSeq lists its product as uncharacterized. The record is from RefSeq and is a predicted model, not a curated record. The transcript has 2 exons. NCBI's taxonomy places the organism in Eukaryota, Metazoa, Nemertea, Pilidiophora, Heteronemertea, Lineidae. Bases 262 to 1107 code for a protein of 281 amino acids.
CAACCUCUGGCACAUGUAUUUCUUCUGAUUAAUAAUAAUAUUUCAAGUACAGUUAGUUAGCCAAGUUAUUGUGUCAUUGUACUUGAUGGGAGGCAGCUGUUACUGGUGAUGAGCGAGGCGUGGUUUAGAAGUGGAGACAAGAACCUGCUAGGAACAUCCCGGGACAAACAGUAUAGGAGAUCGGCUGGACUCGGACGCUUUGCAAAAGGAUUACUGAUCGGAUCUAACACAAGGAAACGACAGUAGAAAGGUGAUUGAGACAUGGCUGGAUACAGCCAACGGCAAAGACAAGAAGGGAAUAUUCAGCAUAUCCAACGAGCAACUAUCGAGGAGGAGAACCAACGGAGUCCGGGGCCACACAGCUCGAGGACCAUGGCAGUUGUCACUCCAGGGGUCCGUACGCACCCUGGCUAUGACAAGGUGGCUGCCCUCGUCGCAGGCAGCGCACAAGUCAUCAUUGGAUGCCUUCUGAUCUUUUUGGGAAUAGCUAUCGCGGUUGUGAGUAACGGAGCCAGGAACUCUGCACAUCCCAUGUGGGGUGGGGUUUUAGUGGUGGUAGCUGGAGCUUUGGCUAUCGUCUCUGCCAAGAACAAGCGCAGGGACUGCAUCAUCAUUGCACUCGGCGUCACGGCGUUCGUGAUGAUCCUUGACAUCGUCUUCUUCGCGGUGGCUGGCACGGCGAUCGGUGAAUACAAGAAGGUCGGACAGUCGCUCUGGAAGGCGCUAUUGGACGACCUGAUCGCGCUGUGGGCGUUGGUCAUCCUCUUCGCAAUCAUUCACCUUGUGUUCGUGGUGGUCCAGGUCGUUUUCUGCGCGAUGGCACUGAGGGGAACCUGCGUGACCAAGGCAGCUCCUGUCGCGGGCCAGGUCUACACUAACGAUUGCAUCCCGUCACAAUCAUUCGCUAACAUGGGUACUCCUACUGCUGCUGGACAACUUGGUCCUAUUCAAGGAGGGAACCAGCCGUGUAUCUCUUUGCCUCUGCCCAUGGACCCGAAGCAAACCUUCACUAUCAUCUACGGCCCGGACAAGAGUGGAGUAAAGGGUUGUUACUUCCUCAGUAUCAUGCCGGAGUACGCCUCGCCCCAAGUUCCACAGUCUGUGUAAUGUGCUCCUUUCGUCAAGUGUUAGCCAUUCUCCAAUCAGCUGAUUGGGAUCUGACAAGACUUUGAGAAUGAACUCUCCAUAGAGUUAAUGGUGUUUUGACAAGACCAAUUAGAUUUGGUAUUUUUACGUGCAAGCACUCUAACCCGGUCACCCUAAUCGUUGAAACUGAGGCUGAAAUACCGUUGGAGGAAAGUGCUUUCAAGGUCAAGGCCCUUGGCUGAAUUUGAUCAUGAUAUGUUACUGAAGUUCUCCUUUUUCUGUGUGUAUAUACUCAUUCUUCUUCUGCGUUCAGCUCGUUAUGUAAUCAUAAUUGUCUUUAUUCUGUAAUCUGGUAUAAACUACAAUGUACGUAUACAUGUCGAUCCGUUCAGCUGCUGCAAUGUUUUGGGCCUUUCCGAUUCUGACUUACAUGACAUCUCAUUCUAGGGAUGGCUCCGCCUUCUCCUUUUGCCAGUAACACUAAAUGUUGUUGAUGGUGUUAAGUCUGAUCUAAACUGAAGGAGAUAAGUUAAGUUAAAGCCAGAAUAAGCGACAAAGAAUUGUUUACCCAGGCCCGGGACGUUUGUGUAAUCAUCUACAUCUUAUACACAUACAUCAUACUUCAUUCUGAGGAAAUCAAUGUGACGUAUAUGUUUUGUUGCACAUAUAAAAUGGUCGUUUGUUUUGUUCGAUAUUUAUUCCAACUUGUCUAUUAAAGUUACCAU